This is a messenger RNA of Yamadazyma jaroonii, 1074 nucleotides long. The record is from the annotation of a GenBank genome assembly. NCBI's taxonomy places the organism in Eukaryota, Fungi, Ascomycota, Pichiomycetes, Serinales, Debaryomycetaceae.
AUGAGCGAUAGUAAAAAUGCAAACCCUAAAUGGUGGCACAUCCUCAUCACUAAUUGGAUCAUUGCAGACCCUAAUUACAUGUUGGAAGUCAACGGUGGACCAAGUAGGAAUUAUCAGGUUCAAAAAUACAGUAAUAUGAAGCAUUUGUAUUUAUUCGGAGGAAGGUUAAGAACCGUUAAACAACUCCCAUUAAACCUAAUAGUUGGUGGUUUGAUGAUUUUAUUGGGGAUCUUGUUCUGGAUUUUUGAGGCCAGCUGGUUCUGGCACAAAUUGAGUCCAGCUAUACCCAUCGUUUUCUCAUAUUGUUGGUUUAUAUCAUUCACAAUGUUCAUAAAAGCAGCUACAUCUGACCCUGGAAUUUUACCCAGAAAUAUGCAUUUACCUAAUUAUCCCACCAGAAUAAAAGAUGAAGAUGAUAAGACAAUUGAAGGCUCUAGUCUGGAUCCUAUCGUGGCCAAUCCUGAUGAGUAUUUUAAUACCAUCACCCUACCUUAUUAUGAUGAUAAAUAUAAUGGGGUAAAUGUGAAAUAUUGUACAACUUGUCACAUCUGGAGACCUCCUAGAUCGAGUCAUUGUGGGGUUUGUAAUGUCUGUGUGGUCAACCAUGAUCACCAUUGCAUCUAUAUCAACAAUUGUGUGGGAUUGAGAAAUUACAAGUACUUUCUUUGGUUUGUUUUAUUCACUGUUAUAAGUAAUAUUUAUGUUACUGUAACAACUUUUGUUCAUAUUUUCCACUAUCUUUCUACUGAUAGUAACCUAAAGUCAUUCAAACAUUCCAUUGAAACAUACCCAGGGACAUUUGUCACGUUAAUUUUGAGUAUAUUGACAUUAAUUUAUCCGUUGUCAAUAUUAAUCAUCCAUAUAUGUCUCACAUCACAAAAUCUUACUACUAGAGAGUACCUAAAUAAUGUCAGACCUAAUAAGAAUUUCGUUCAUGUAUUCGAUACCCAUAGCAUGUUAAAAAACUUCUACAUAACUUGGAUCGGUAGGAGUCGAGGGGUUUCCUCUUUUAGGUUGAGAGACCAGUCAAUGGCAGGAGAUAUCAGACUUGAAAAUUUACCACCUUUAGAAUAA